AUGGCGGAUAGGAUUUUUUGGGGUCUUACUGCAGAUGGAGAAUAUGCGGUUAAAUCAGGUGCUGCUCUACUUCAAGGGUAUGGCUUAGAUCCGCCCAACCAGAAUGGUAGCACAUCUUAUGGCUUUGUUAUUAGAGAUUCUGGGGGGAAUCUUUUGCUUAGUGGUGCUAAUGCCAUUGCUGACAAUAAUUCUAUUUUAGUUGCUGAGGCCUGGGGUCUAAGAGAAGGUAUUAGGGGUGCUCUUUAUCUGGGGGCACAUAAUGUUACUAUUGAGGGUGAUAAUCUCUCGGUUAUUCAAGCUAUCAAAAGAAUUUGGAAAAUUCCCUGGUCUAUUAAUAUUCUUAUUAAUGAUGCAGCGGAGGAUUUGAAAAAAUUUGAUAAUUAUAAUAUUCAACAUGUUUUUAGAGAAGCUAAUUAUGCUGCUGAUUGGAUGGCAAGUCAUGGCCAUUCCACUACUAAUCUCUGUUAUUGGUUUGAAUCUCCUGAUAUUGCGUUUUCCAAGAUCAUCCGUAAGGAUGCUUUAGGGUGGCCUGUUAAUUGGGUUUCUCCCUAG
Messenger RNA from Beta vulgaris subsp. vulgaris (sugar beet), 552 nucleotides. RefSeq lists its product as uncharacterized. The record is from RefSeq and is a predicted model, not a curated record. Bases 1 to 552 code for a protein of 183 amino acids. Gene Ontology annotation, molecular function: nucleic acid binding; RNA-DNA hybrid ribonuclease activity. Lineage: Eukaryota; Viridiplantae; Streptophyta; Magnoliopsida; Caryophyllales; Amaranthaceae. The transcript has 2 exons.